Molecule: messenger RNA, 2144 nt
Organism: Andrographis paniculata
Lineage: Eukaryota; Viridiplantae; Streptophyta; Magnoliopsida; Lamiales; Acanthaceae
Product: cyclin-A2-1-like
Exons: 12
Coding region: 257-1705 (482 amino acids)
Biological process (GO): mitotic cell cycle phase transition; regulation of cyclin-dependent protein serine/threonine kinase activity
Cellular component (GO): cyclin-dependent protein kinase holoenzyme complex; cytoplasm; nucleus
Molecular function (GO): cyclin-dependent protein serine/threonine kinase regulator activity
Source: RefSeq, a predicted model, not a curated record
UCUCUCUAUAUCUAUCUCUAUAUAUAUAUAUAGACUGAGUCGCUCAGUGUGAUUUCCUCCUUUCGCUUUUCAACAUUUCUUCACUUACUCUGAGCCCCAAUAGAGCCAUGUUUUUGUGUUUAAAUGCAUUUUAUUGGGUCCUGGAGGACCGAUCUGUGUAGAUAAGGGACACAGAGCUGCUUUGGGAGCUCAGUGCGAUCAUAUCAUUUUCGCGUUUCUGAAGGCAUACUCGUUGGGUUCUACAAGUUGUCAUCCCAUGAAGCAGUCUGUGGUCAAUGAUGAGAAUAAAUCCUCAAAUGUCCGGGAUCACAGUUCACGGAUCACGCGAUCCCGUGCAAAAGCUUUGGGCUUGUCCGGGGGAUUGCCGCCUCUACAUCCUUCAGCAAAACAAGAUAAUAAGCCUGUUUCGCGAGCAAACUCAAAAAGAUCAGCAGCAUCGAGCAGCAACAAACCAGCAAUGUCCUCAGCUGCUUGUCCUCCACAAAAGAAAAGGGCUGUCCUUAAGGAUGUCACUAACAUCACAUGCGGAGAUCUGUACAGAAGCAUCAGUGCAACUAAAGGGCAGCCUAGCAGGCAGGAGAAAAAGAACACUACACAAAAGCAGGUACAUGUGACACCUCCAAAGGAUCCAGGAAAUGGGAGGGAAAACAUUGUGGAUGAAAACAUCAAAGUAGCAGAGAAGGAAAAGCUAGAAACUGGAUCAACAUUGAGCCAGAUAUCUAAUCCAAUUGAAUCUAUCAAAGCAAACACAUUAAGUGUAGUUUGUAAGAUGAUUGAUUCCAGUCAAAAUGUUUCACAGAUAAGUCCAUCUAGUAGAGAAGGCAGUGAGCUUUGCAUGCAACAGGAGAGCUCAGACGAUGGGAGUGUUAUUGACAUAGACUCCAAACACAUGGAUCCACUGAUGUGUAGCCUGUAUGCGGCUGAUAUAUUUUCUAAUUUGUAUACUAGACAGGUGGACCGUAGGCCCUUGGCUGGUUAUAUGGAAAAAUUGCAGCGAGAUAUCAAUCAAGGCAUGCGGGGCAUUCUUGUUGAUUGGCUUGUGGAGGUUUCUGAAGAAUAUAGACUGGUACCUGAUACACUUUACCUGACUGUAAAUCUUAUAGACAGAUUCCUAUCUGAGAAUUAUAUUGAGAAGCAAAAGUUGCAACUUCUUGGAGUAACCUGCAUGCUCAUUUCGGCGAAAUACGAAGAAAUUUGUGCACCUCGAGUGGAAGAGUUUUGCUUUAUCACAGACAAUACCUACACAAAAGAAGAGGUAGUAGACAUGGAAAGCCGAGUUCUGAACUAUCUUGCUUUCCAGUUAUCUGUUCCCACAACAAAGAAAUUCCUCAGGAGGUUCAUUCAAGCUGCACAAGUUUCUUAUAAGGCUCCUUCCGUCGAGCUGGAGUUCUUGGCGAACUAUUUAGCAGAACUAACUUUAAUUGACUACAACUUCCUCAAGUAUCUUCCAUCACUCAUUGCUGCCUCUGCUGUAUUUCUCGCCAGAUGGACACUUGAUCAGUCAGAUCAUCCAUGGAAUCCAACUCUGGAGCACUACACAAGGUACAAAUCACCAGAGCUGAAAAAUGCAGUUUUUGAAUUGCAAGACCUGCAAUUGAACGUCAACCGGUGCAUGCUGAAUGCCAUUCGAGAAAAAUACAAGCAAUCUAAGUUCAUGUGUGUCUCGACUCUCCGUUCAGCCAAACCUGUCCAAACUCUCUUCUAGAACCAACCAACUCACCCUGACGACGUACCUAUAUUUUGCUUACUGCUGCAACUAACUACUCAUCCUCCUCAACCCUUGCGGCACCUGAACAGGUAGAUAUCAAGAACUAGUCGACAGCGCCACCGGCAUUCUCAUUUUUUCGUCUUGCAAGCCCACCUCACCUCAACCAACCAACCAACCAUUGUUGUAGUUUCUGUAAUCGGUUCUGGUGCUUCCAGAUUGUGGCUGUGUAAUGGCUAAGUGUAAAGGCAAGAAUGAUGCGAGUGAUUUGAUAUGAUAUGAUAUGAUCAUAUUCAACUGCUUAUUUACAUAAAAAAAAAAAAAAAAAAAAAAAAAAAAAAAAAAAAAACAUUACAUUUGAUGUUGAAAUUACUGUAUUAAGCAGCUAACUACUCGCUGGCUUUUGUAGCUACUUGAAAAGAUUCUCCUCAUAACUGAA